Molecule: messenger RNA, 1617 nt
Organism: Camelina sativa (false flax)
Lineage: Eukaryota; Viridiplantae; Streptophyta; Magnoliopsida; Brassicales; Brassicaceae
Source: RefSeq, a predicted model, not a curated record
ACUAAUGAGCACAGAGCGUCACAUCGAAAGAAAUAAAAAAAUGGCUCCCGCACAAAGCACAAUCAAGUCACUCCACGUGGCAGUGAUCGGAGCCGGAGCCGCCGGGCUCGUAGCUGCAAGAGAGUUACGCCGCGAGAAUCACUCCGUCGUAGUCUUCGAACGCGACUCAAAAGUCGGAGGUCUCUGGGUAUACACACCGGAAAGCGAGGUCGACCCACUUAGCCUCGAUCCAAAUCGAACCAUAGUCCACUCAAGCGUCUACGACUCUCUCCGAACCAAUCUCCCAAGAGAGUGCAUGGGUUACAGAGACUUCCCUUUCGUGUCUCGACCUGAACACGACGGCGACUCUAGAGACUCGAGAAGGUACCCUAGUCACAGAGAAGUCCUGGCUUACCUUGAAGACUUCGCUAGAGAAUUCAAACUUGUGGAGAUGGUUCGAUUCAAUACUGAAGUGACUCUUGUCGAGGCUGAUGGUUUGAAAUGGAGGGUUCAAUCCAAAAACUCAGAUGGGAUCUUCGGUGAUGAGAUCUUUGAUGCUGUCGUUGUUUGUAACGGACAUUAUACAGAACCUCGAGUUGCUCAUGUCCCUGGCAUAGAUUCAUGGCCAGGGAAGCAGAUUCAUAGCCACAAUUACCGUGUUCCUGAUCAAUUCAAAGACCAGGUGGUGGUAGUGAUAGGAAAUUUUGCGAGUGGGGCUGAUAUCAGUAGGGACAUAAAGGAAGUGGCUAAAGAAGUCCACAUCGCUUCUAGAUCAAAUCCAUCUCAGACAUACAAACUACUUCCUGGUUCCGAAAAUUUAUGGCUUCACCCUAUGAUAAAAAAUGCAAACGAAGAUGGUUCGAUUGUUUUUGAGAAUGGUAAGGUUGUCCAAGCUGAUACCAUUGUGCAUUGCACCGGUUACAAAUACUACUUCCCGUUUCUCAACACCAAUGGCUAUAUUACCGUUGAGGAUAACUGUGUUGGACCGCUUUACAAGCAUGUAUUUCCACCUGCGCUUUCUCCCGGGCUCUCCUUCAUUGGUUUACCCUGGAUGACACUGCUAUUCCCUAUGUUUGAGCUCCAAAGCAAGUGGGUGGCUGCAGUUUUAUCCGGUCGGAUCAAGCUUCCUUCAGAAGAGAAAAUGAUGGAAGAUGUUACUGCCGAUUAUGCAAUACGUGAUACUCACGGGUUUCCUAAGAGAUACACACAUAGACUUGGUGCGGGUAAUGUUCAAUACCUCAACUGGAUAGCCGAGCAAGUUGGUGCACCGCCUGGUGAGCAGUGGAGAUUUCAAGAACUUGAUGGCGGCUAUGUCAGACUUGCCACACAACCAGAGACUUUCCGUGAUAAGUGGGACGAUGAUCAUCUCAUUGUUGAGGCUUAUGAGGAUUUCUUGAGACAGAAGCUAAUCAAGAGUCUUCCUUCUGAGUUAUUGGAAUCCGGAAAAUGAUGAUUGAUUCCUUGGACAAAUGAUUCACAUGUCUGUAUGUUGUUGUGUUGCUUGUGUUGUUCUUUGUUGUCGUGUAAGAAUAAAAGCCUUCAAAAAGUUUAUCAUUUGAUAAACACUUGAGGUUAAUUCUUAAACAUUUUCAUUGUCUUUUUAUCUUUGAAUGUUGGAAUGAAACAAAGUUUUAUACA